CCUUUAUCACCACGAGGGAAUCAUGCACUGAACGCUAGCGCAUUGAAGCCCCCUUUUUAUGAAGUUGAGCCCGGGUGUUGACUUCCAGAGCUCCAAUUCCAGAAGGCAGCAGAACAUCAAGCUGCCUAGCUGGUCCCCAUUCCAUUGCUCCCGCUUAGGUAGAGCAACCCCGACACAGCUCUUCAGCCUUUUAACGGUUUAACCAAGUAAAACCGACCCCCCCGCUCCCAUUGUUUGCGAUUCCACCAAUCCCCGAGAGCCAGCAACCGAACUCCAUCCCGAGGUUCCUUCUUGUUUCCUCGAUCCCCGACUCAACAUCGCCCACCUGCUGUGGCAUAUCCCACACCCACACAUCUCCCCCGUCAAUCAACCCAAUCGACCACCAAAAACACACCCACCACAAUGGCCGACGCAGCCCCCGAUCUCGAUGUGCCCGCCCCGGCCCCCAUCGCCGACCUGCCCUCGGGCGAGCCGAUCCCGUCCUCCACCCCCCCAGCCAAACCCCCGAAGCGCCAACCUCUCCCGCUCGGCGCGCUGCUGGCCGCGCUGCCCUCCAACGCCGACUCCUUCCUCGUCCGCCUCGAGAAAUGCCUAUCAACCCCCUCGGGCAUCGACACGGUGAUGCUCUUCAUCUGCUACACCUCCAAGCUCAGCGCCUCGGUCCUCACCUCCCUCUCGCAAUCCGCCCUACGGCGCUCAGCGCGCGAAUGGAUCACCCUCAUCGCGGCCCUCCCGCGCGGCACCACGGUGGUCUUCUCAUCCCCCGCCGCGGCCGCAGGCGCAGGGGCCAAAACCGCCCUCCCGGCAUCCGCCGCCCUCGCGCUCACCCUCGCCAAGCGGCUCUCCUCGCUGUCCUCCCUCCUCAGCGAGGCGCGCAUGAUCCUGCGCCUGUGGUCGCUGCUGGGCAUGUACUUCUGGGCGCGCCGCCUGCUCAAGCACACCUUCUCCUCCACGCCCGCAAACGCCAGCGAGAAACCCACCACCACCACCGCAACCCCCACCAAACUCGAGACCCUCCUCGAAUACCUCCGCCUCGGCCUCUGCAUAACCUUCCAAUCCCUCGAGAACGGCGCCUACCUGUCCUCGCGGGGCGUCAUGUCGUGGACGCCCGCCGAGCAGGGGCGGGCGUUCAAGUGGAGCGCGCGGUUCUGGGCCGCCUACGUGGGGAUCGAGAUCGGGCGGCUGGCGGCGGAGCGGUUCGGCGGCUCCGCCUCCCCAAGUGGCGGUGGGUUCCAGGCCAAGACGGCGCGGGAGAAGGGCGAGUGGGCCAAGAAGACGGUGCGGCAGCUCGCGUGGGCGCCGCUGACGCUGCACUGGGGCAGUGAGAAGGGGUUGGUGAGCGAUACUACGGUGGGCGUAUUGGCCUGUAUUCCGGGGGUUAUUCAGAUGCGCGAUCUGUGGGCUUCUACGGCUUGAUGGGGAGGUAGUUGGUAGGGGUUAGGGGAUGUUUUCGAGGUUUCUGGCGAGCCUUGGGCUAGGUACACCCGCAUUGGCAGUCUUGCGUUGCCUACUUGUAAAUAUUUGUCUCUCUUAGGUUGUUUAGUUGCAAAAAGAACCUUAAAUUGAAU
Messenger RNA from Chaetomium fimeti, 1568 nucleotides. RefSeq lists its product as uncharacterized. The record is from RefSeq and is a predicted model, not a curated record. The transcript has a single exon. Bases 403 to 1416 code for a protein of 337 amino acids. Lineage: Eukaryota; Fungi; Ascomycota; Sordariomycetes; Sordariales; Chaetomiaceae.